GAUGAACGUUUAAGGUGUUGAAUGCCCUUAUCAAAUGGUUUUGAUUUGUUCCAGAUCAUAGACCAUUCCGUAUCACUUCAUAGUUUCUCUAUAAAUUACCGUUAUUUCUUAUUCAACGUUUGUUGAGCAGCAAGAUCUUCGGUCCGAAUCACACCUUCGCCGAAAUGUGUAAUAUGAGAACCCAAGGCGGAGUGCCGACGGUGAAAUGCCGAGUGACGUAAGUAAAUCAAUCGAAGCCGGUAGCAUUAUAUCAAACUAAUAGGCAACACCAAAUGAAGCAUAAGCCCGUAAAUGACAAAUGAUGGACGAAGACCAAACUGUUGUGAUUUAGAACUCUCUCUUUCGCUUGAACUAGAAAAUUCAAACGUUACAUUUUUUAUGGGGCCGAUCGGAAUUGAAAACAGAACCAAAACGAUUUAAUCAUUUGAUACUUUUUACGAUCAGAGAUUAACAAGAAUUGGUUUGAUGUGUGCGUGUGUGUGUGUGUAUGUCACUGAGCUAUGCUAUACACAGCACACAUCAACGCCACUCACAUUUCAGUCCAACAUAUAAAUGUGUUAACACGAAGAAGCGAAAAAGACAAAGCCACACCAAUAAAUUUAAGGUAAAACCUAUAAAUUAAUUUAAAACGACAUCGAAACGAGCUCAUAAAUGAUGAAAAAAAAAACCAACAAACCAGAGAGAGAAAAGUGAGAGACAAGCAAAGCAGGAGGCAAACAGCGCGAGCGAAUUAUUAAUCGACCAUCAAAAUAAAUGGACAUGAAGUCAAUUUAACGACACAAAACAAGCGCUAUGCGUGCGCUUUGCUCAUUUUAUACAUAUGUUAAUUAUUAUUUUCAAUUUGAAUUUAGCAGUUUUGUUUCAGUUUUAUUUUUGGUUAAUGAAUUUAUUGGUUUUGUAUGGUUUUGUUUUUCGGCCACGUGGAAAAAAAAGUAGCCGAAAACCGAAAAAACUACUACAAUGUUAUGUAUUGUUGACAAUUGUGAGACAUUUUUCGGUCGGUAACGAUUUUGCACAUAAUUGUAAUUUGUCUUCGUUAAUCACUUGUGUGUUGUGUACGGUUUGGCUACUUGAAGAAAACGUGUCCAUUUGAUGUGGAUUUAUGGGGAUUUGUCUUCAACAAACGAACGAACGAACAGAUAAAAGAUCAAGAAUAUCAAAGUUUCUGUUUUUUUCGGUGUUUUUCCUUUUGCGUAACCCGAAAAAAAAAAUACUCACAAAUUAUCUGUACACACAUUGCAUUGGUUCAACACAACAACAACAACCGAAAAAAAAACAGAACACAACAAGUUGAGUGACAAAUUCUCAACAGUGUUCAAUGUAAGCGUGUGUCCCCUUCACUAUUUUGUCCAUCCCAUAGACAUUUCCAUGCGUUUGAAGCGACAGCAGUAGCAUCGAACGCGGAAAAAGUCUCUGAUUUGGUUUUAAACGACAAAAAUAAGACUCUCCCCAAACAACAGUGUUGAACUGAAGCUCACAUUUUUUUCCCUCUUUUUGCAUAAUUACAUUUUUGAUUAUGCCGAUUUGGUUGCUGGGUGCCUUUUUCUUUCUUCACCUCUCUCGUUUCAUAUAUGUGUUUCUUAAAUUGCGGUACGUUUGGCGUUGUCACCCAUUUUAUGGAGAUAAAUUUUGAGAUUUCGGUAAAUUUCAGAUGAAUUUGAAUGUAUAUCGCACACAACGUAAUGGUUCAUUUUUCCUCGUCACAGACUGUGGCCACUAAAAGAAACUAAGUAAUGUAAUGGCAUUUUAUUAGUUGGUAUGUGUUUUUUUCUCUUAAUUUGUUGGACAUUCGCUAUGUGUGUUUGUUUUUAUUGUUAUUAUUUUUGUAUUUUUUUAUUACUGAUACUAUUAAUAUAUAUACGAAUUUACCUGGAAUCUGGAGAGCGCAAUAUGCAUACCGUUUUAGAUAUAUGUCAAAAUGGACGAGCCUGAACACUAUGGCUUGAUCUUUUUCUUUUCGGUGGCUCAACUCGUUUGCCCAAUGCCCAUUAACCACAGAAUCGCUUUGAAGUUAAUAAAUUAAAUUGUAUUUAAUUGUUUUUGGUCGGAUGAGAGACGGGCUUGUGACAACAGGUUGAAGGUAAUUUUUCUGUUGCAGUAAUAAAAAGACAUAAUUGUCGGGCGGCCUCUUCUCUGUGUAUGUUAUACAAAUGCCGCUGUAGUAAUUCGGUGAUCUCUUGAGAGCUAUUCAACAGUUACCCCGAUCAACAGCUUCACAUCUCAUACCUUACCUUAGGCACAUCUCAUGAGCCUUUCAAACACAUUUUUCUCACUGUAUUUUUAUCUAGGCGUCUUGCAGUUGUAAAAUGAAGUAAAUCGUGAGUGAAGAAAUACGUUGAAUUUACGGAAAAAAACAACCAUUGCCCCAUUUCAAAUCAAAUGCUCCCAUUUUAAACGAGCACUUUUGAAGCUUUGGUUCACAUUCGGAUUCUUUUCAUUUUCGACUAAGAGAAUUAUUUUCGUCUUUACAUGUUACGCUUCCAUUUAAUCUUUAAGCUCACCGAGAUAUGAAAUCAUAAUUGAAAUAAUUGCAUGAAAUGCACAAGGAUUUCAGAUCAACGCGAUAUUAUUAAGACGAUUUUUAUUUAAUCUAUUAAUUGCUCCGGUUGCAAUAUUCAAUUCACGCACAAUUGCACUGUGCACACAAAAAAAAAAAAUGAUCGUACAUAGUCGGUUGGUAGCGGUGGUUUUGUGCGAAUAACAGUGACGAGGAAUUUAAUUGCACAAUCUUUAAAGCCACUCGGUUUACAUUGCAUUGGUGAUGAUGGCGUUCUGCUUAAUCCGUUUAUUUAUUUAUUUUUUAAAUGCAAUCGCUGUGAAUGUGGCAUUUUCGACUGAACUAAGAAUGAAACAGCCUGAAAUACUUUGUAUAGGUUGGUGCUAUUAAUUUGUACCAAGCCAUCAUUAUUACAUUUAAAAAAAAACGUUUGUCUAUGAAACGACGACGAGAGACUCGAGAUGCGCCCAAUGCUGCGCGUUGCGACUGCAGAAAUGCCUUAAAACGAUUUCGAUCUUAGAUAACAUCGUGUAAAAUGUGAACAGUAAAACAUUUAAGUAAGACAAACGGCCGUAGUACGGGAGAGAUGAUCUUCUUUUGAUGUGCCAUUUUUUAUGGGCGCAAGCAGAUACAGUCUCAUCAAAACCCAACUCGCCAUCCGAAUGAUUCUUUUUCUUGAAAACCAGAUUUAGUACGCUUUAAAGUGAUAAAUGUCGCAUUACUAUCGCAAAAUCCAUGCACCGAAAAUUACCUCAAACCGCAAUUAACUGCAUUCUUUUUUCUGCAUCUGCGAUGAAUUAUGUUUUCAUCACCAAUUAAAAGCACAUUCCAAACACAACGGAGAAGAACAAAAAAUAUUGACAUUUUCACAAAACUAUGACAUAACCCAAUCUAUAGCUUGUCUCCCUUACCAUCAUUUUAACUAUUUCGCAGUUGUUGUGAUCGCUUCAUUUGUUGUGAGAAGUAGGAAAGCAAUUUCUCCAUGAGAUAGAUUCUUUUGACGAAUUCAUAUCUAUAUCUAUGGGUAAAAACGCAAAAAUAGUACACAUGACUGUUUCACAUACAACUCGAUAUCAUAAUGUUCCCUCAGAAAAAUUUGAAUGAAAAAUAUCCGGACGCUUUCGAAAAUAAAAGAAAUCGUUGUCUUUUAACCGCUGUAAAAGUUCAGUGGUAACACCAAAUCAGGGUGGUUUUGCUUUAUUGCAUAAUGUACGUACAGAGAAGCUCUAACAUUACUUAGUGCCAUCCUCUGUAAAAUUGAAGAAAAAAAACAUUUUCAUAAAUCAUCAUCGAUUUAAAUCGAGAAAGGUAUAAAAUUAAUGGCACACAUUGAUUGUAUAUGGUCAUAUGGCCAUUUCGCCCACAGCCUUUAUUAACGGCAUAAAUCUGCCCUAAACAUAUAUUUAAAUUUAAAUCAUUCACGCAAAUCAAUUUACGUUUUUGUUCAAAAACCACGUCAAACAAUCAAAUGGGUUGGUUGUGACACAGUUUCGAUUAUGUUAAAAUUUAUUAACAUUUCAACGAAUUUUCAGAAGAAAAAAAAUUGAAUAAACAAAGCUCUACACCUGGUAACAUGAUAUCGUGUCAAACGCAUAAGCCGCCAAUCUCCAAAACCCCAUGUAAAAAUCAAUAAUUCUUUGUCAAAAUCAAUAAUGUUCAAAUUUUUACACAAUUUUAUGUAAUCAAUCCAAAAAGUCAACUCUUUGUUGUCAUGAGAUUAACUUCCGGCGCUCAAUUUAAUUUGGUAUAAUAUCGCAUGAAAAUGGAAAUAUCAGCAAUCAAAUGCAAUAAAAAAAACACUCGAUAGACAGAAUAUUUCGAUCGAUACAUCUAAUUUGAUCACCGAAAAAACAUAAAAAAAAAUCUCAAUUUAUAUAUUAAAAUAUCGAACAUUCUAAGCUCAUUUCUUUUAUGUCUUGCUCAUAGCGUUCGUCGAAUCAAAAAUGGAAUUUUUUCUAUCGAAUUAAAAAAAGAGAGAGAAAAAACACAGUCAUAACAUGUCCAUAUUUCAAAGAUAAACAUCAGCUCUGAAAAAGCAAUAUUCAAAUAAAUGCGUCUAAAGGCGAUAAAAAUGGAAUUUGAGCUUGAGACGACGAUGGUGAUGAUGAUGACGAUGACGAUGAACAGAAAAUAAGUAAUCUUUGCUGAAAUCGAUAUAAUGGAACUGGCCAAACAAACCACAGCAGAUGACAUCUCGAUUUGACUGUAUUUAGACGCGACGACGACAACGACGACGACGACGACGGCUAAGAGUAAUGGUAUGUGCAGAAAAUAUGAAACAAGUAUCAUCAAAUCCAAAACAACACAAAAGACAAACGAAAAUGACGUUCCGCACCUAGCCAAAUCGAGUCGAGUCAAGUCGUGCGCUAUUCCAAUAUUCUCAAGCAAGAUAAGCGUCAAUAAAAAUUGUCACCUUUUGCAAAAUUUAUCUUUAAUUAAAUUAUUUUUAUGAUAUGAUUAUUCAGUGAGGUUUGGUACGGCUGUAAGGCGAGUUGUAUGUUGUUUUUUUGGCUUUGGACUUAGUUUGGCAUAUUGCUAGCGCGCGCAACACUGGGCUGACGUCGAUGACGAUUAUUGUUAUUCUGCAUUUGGGGAAUUUGGUUUUAAAAUUCACGGUAAAUCUUCGGUAAGAGGCUGCCCACUCAAAAAAAAACAUCAGAAAGUUACCUAUAUAUUGCUUAUGGGUUAACGCAAAUAUAUGGUUCAUAUAAGCAAUUCUAUUAAAAUGCGAUCGAUUGGGACCACUCAAGCGGUUGGCACAUUAAAAUGCCAUCACCGCAGACGUACAUACACGUAAAUGUACAUAUUUAAGUGCGCGCACGCCACAUGAACCGGCGAUCACACUGCUGCUGCUGCUGCUGCAUUAACCGCCAAUACACAUUUUUGUCAACGAAAUCGAUGGGCAAAUGUUCCGAUGCACGCAUGGAACCGAAGUUAAAAAACGAUCUUUAUUAUUAUCAUAACAAUAAACAAACCAAUGAUUAUCGACUUUAAUAAAAUUCCAAUAAAAUGCGGAUGAAGCGACACAGCGACCCAAAGAUCAUCGUGCUCACUCUGUGUCUCUCUCACAUGCUCGAAUCAUGUAAAAUAUAUAUAACAACACCAAAAAUGUAUUGUAAUGGAAAAGAGACGGACAAACGACUGAACACGAUCGAUCGAGUCAACCAAGAGAGGAAGAGAAAAAACACAUUCAUUGAAAAUGAAAAAAUUUAUGGCGCAAAAAAUAUUAAUAUUAAAUGAAAACAAACUAACGACAACGGCGACGAUGACCAAAAAAACAAAUGUGGUAUGUGGAUAUACUUGCCACACGCAAAUGUCCGAAUAACGAAACUGUGCUUAAAAUUCUCUGUGUAGACACUGAUGUCCCUCACUCACCCUCUCUCUGUGGUUUGUAUCGAUCGAUAUACGUAUUAAAGCCGAAAAAGACAUAAAAUCGAUGUUAAAUGAAUGAAGAAAGCCAAAAACAGAAUCCGCCAACAAAAACAUUGACAAACCGACACAUUUUGAAGAAGAGACGAGGAAAAAAAAACAUACUACGAUCGAUAAAUUAUUAGGUGUUGUACAAAUGUGGCGUGAAUCGACCGCAAAAGAGUGGAAAUCAAUAAUAGGUGAACACUGAACACACAACGAACAAUAUCACAAUAAAAAUCGAAGAAUAUCGAUGGAUGCGCUGGCGCGAGCGCACGCACGACGCACGGCAUGGUGCGCAAAUUGUUUGCUCACCGACCGACCGAUUCAAAAGUGACCGAAUAUCACUUUUGAAUGCAUGGUCCCAUCAUACCAAAUAAAACACGAUAUAUUGAUUCGGCGGAGAAUUGAGGUGGAACGAGGCACAUGAAAAGAAGAAGUGUAGACGAGAGGAAGACGACAGAAUAAAGUGAAUAUUGCUCAUUUUGAUGUUGCUGUUUUUUGGGAGUGUUUACAUUGUGGAUUCCUUUUGACCGGUCUUUUGUGUAAAUUUGUUGGUUUCAUUUGGGUAAUUUAUGAUCGUUAUUAGAAUCGAUAAUCGGAAACACACCAUAAAUUAUGUAUAAUUUCAAACAAUUCAUGCAUUCGAUCAAGGCAUUUGUUCCACCUUCUUUUUGAGGUCGGAAAUGGUAUAUCGCACACAUGAACCGUGCGAUAUGAGACAAGUAUUUGCAUCCUUUUUCUUAGAAACGCUAAUCAAAUAGAAUUUAAAUCAAUCAAAUGCACAAUGUAAAAUCUCAAAUGGACUAGUAAACUGAAAUUCAGUUCCCAGCUGAACAAAGAAUGAGAGAAAAAAAAAUAUCUGAUUUUGUCGCAAUCAAGUUUAAUUCAUAGCGAGCCAGUCAUUUGAUGACGAGAAAUCAGUAAAUCUCGGCCAACAAAUUGAUUCGCGGUAUUGCGCACCUGCGGUCGUAUAUGAAACCAAAUACGCACGGCUGUAUCCAGAUAAAUAGCAAGUGACACGAAGAACUGCCUCCAAGUUGUGAUUUUGGUGAUCUUCAGGUAAAUUGAUAUCGCCAGUUGGAUAUGUUCAACGAACGUACACAAAGAGAUAGAUAAAGAGACAUAGAGAGAAUGGAUAAACGCCACCGACCGUAACUCACACUCACUCGCACACAUUUAAAUACAGCCUAUUAAAAUUCGUCCCCAUCAGCUUUCAGAAAGGCGCUGCUGCGUAUAUGACCGUUAAUAUCUUGGCUGUAUCAUUUUGUCACUCGUACAUUGCGAACACCUCAACCUGAUCGCGGCGAUGGUGUGGGUAAGAUAGAGACAACGAGAGAGCAUAGCACAGAAGAAAACAAACAACAAAAUCGUCGAGAAAUCACACAACAUCUCGUUCUCUCUCUCCCUCUCUCUUUGGGUCUCUGCACCGCAUAUCACACGAGAUGAGAUGAUCAUCGAACAGCGAUUUAGUUUAUAACUUGAUGGUCACAUAUCGAGUUAAGUCAUUUCACAUUUUACCGUCGCCCGUGCACAACGUGCGUUGAUGAUCGCGAGGUCUGCGAUUCGAGAGUGUAAUUUGUUCGGCGAUCGAUCCAUGUAAAUCGCCCUAAUAGCCGAAGUAAAGUAAGCAAGUAAUUGUUAACGACGUUAAAUGCCAUCAAUUAGAACGGCUCCUGCAGUGUCAAUCAUUCGGUUGUUGCAGUAAAAAACGCAAUUGUGUAUUGAUAAGUGCCAAAAGGAAAAUAUUCAGUGUGUAUGGAAAGGUCUUUAUAAAGUAUGAUCCAAGCAAAUGUGUGACUAAACCGGGAGAAGGAAAAAAAACAAGCAAAUCGGCCUAUAAAUGUGUGUUUGGUGCGAUUCGAAGAUGGGAUUCAAACGUGUAAUGUUGAAUCGUUUGCAAAUUGGAAGUGAAAAUAAGACAUUGAUAGCCGAAAUGGAUGAAAACAAUGAUGGAAAUAACGACGGCAAUCGCAAACACACGGACUUUAGCAUUGAUAAAAUCCUCAGCGACGAUUCGUCGGCAAAAAGUUCACCAACAAAUUUUACAGCCACUACCGCUGCCGUCGAUCGACUGUAUCAAAAAGUUAGCAAUGAUUAUGCCUACUGGAAUUGGAAUCGUCGCAUUUACCCACCGCCCAUUUCAAUGGUGCAUCCACGCCGUUCUGCAUUUCUACCAACCGCGUCGACUGUUACAUCGGCCACCGCUCAUUAUGAAAUCAUGAAUUUGUCACUACGAAUGUACGACCAACAAAUCAAUUUGAGCAACGUUGAUCGCAUUCGCAAUACAUACGCAUGGGCCAUGCCAUCGUCACCAUCGAAACUCUACGAGUCUCAAGCUGCAUUUCUCAGCAAUUUGAAUAAUAACAACAACAACAACAGUAGCCACCGUGCAAAUAACAACAUUACUAGCCUAAGUGAAGCGAACGCAAUGCAAUGCAGCAGCAGUAAAUUUGCAAUUUACCAAAAUCUCAAAACCUAUGGCAUCGACCUAACGAAUUUAAGUGAAUUAAAUGCACAAGUGAACUCAAACACAGCAACCACAAUCAAAUCCGAACCGUUAACGCUCGAAAAUUGUGGCGCUCCCAAUUUGGCAAAUUUAGCAUGCUCCGUGUGCAACAAAGUAUUCGAAAAUCCACUUAUUUUAGAUGCACACGAACGGACACACAAAUCACCACGUUACACAUGUGAUGAAUGUGGCAAAGGAUUUUCCCAGUUACGUAACUAUAAAUACCAUGUGUCCGUGCACAAAGGUACAAAGGAAUUCGCUGCCAAAUGCCCCGAAUGCGAUAAACUCUUCAAUGACAAAGGCUAUCUGAGUAGUCACUUGAAAAUUCAUCGCAAUAAAAAGGAGUACGUUUGUCCGAGUUGCCCGAAAUCAUUUAACCAAAGAGUCGCAUUCAAUAUGCAUGUUCGAAUACAUAGUGGAGUCAAGCCACACAAAUGCGUUGAAUGUGGAAAAUCAUUCUCUCGGAAAAUGCUAUUGAAGCAACACUUGAGAACACAUAGUGGUGAAAAACCUUAUCAAUGCUCAAUAUGCUUGAAAUCCUUCGCAGAUCGAUCCAAUAUGACGCUCCACCAGAGGUUACACAGUGGUAUAAAGCCAUUUGCGUGCACCAUUUGCCCGAAAGCAUUCACAAAAAAGCAUCAUUUAAAGACUCAUCUCAACUACCACAUUGGUUGUAAACCAUACAUUUGUCCACAUCCGAACUGUGGCAAAUCAUUCACUCAAUCCAGCAAUAUGCGAACACAUUCACGCAAAUGUGAAUUCAAACCACCCGAACAACAAUAGCUUAUAGCAUUAGAAUAAUAAACCAGUUUCGUCUAGGUAGAAUAAUUUAUUUUAUUUUUUCUUUUAUAUAAAACGUGAAACCUCAUUCUGAUUUUACCGCAUAUUUAUUUCAAAUUAAGGAAAUAAUCAAUUGUAAACAAUGAUCUAGAUUAAAUUAUGUGUGAACUUUAAA
Messenger RNA from Sitodiplosis mosellana (orange wheat blossom midge), 9369 nucleotides. Its product is annotated as zinc finger protein 81. The record is from RefSeq and is a predicted model, not a curated record. The transcript has 5 exons. Gene Ontology annotation, biological process: regulation of transcription by RNA polymerase II. Gene Ontology annotation, molecular function: RNA polymerase II cis-regulatory region sequence-specific DNA binding; DNA-binding transcription factor activity. The coding region runs from base 7749 to 9197 and encodes 482 amino acids. Lineage: Eukaryota; Metazoa; Arthropoda; Insecta; Diptera; Cecidomyiidae.